GAUAAAAACCGCAAGAUGGCAAUAAAGUCGAAGCAAAUUGGAAAAAGUGGAUAGGGGCAGCGAGCGAUGCGACCAUUUCAAAGCGCUCUUCUCGGCCCCUCUCUCUCGGGGCCUGGAGAAGGAGAGCCGAUGGUGAUGGGGAUGGCGAUAGGGAUGGCAGCGAGCCUCGCGGGCCUCGCCCUCCUCCUCAUGCUCCUCCUCCUCCUCCUCCUCUUCGUCUUGGCCUGCCGCCCGUGGCGCUUCUUCCUCUCCUCCUCCUCCUCCGUCUCCCGCACCGCCAUCGCUGCCGUCAAGCCUGAUGAUCUUGACAGACCUCUUUUCGCUGAGAAUUUGGAUCAACCAUCAGAACAAAGCUAUGAUUUGGUUAGAAGCUACGGUCAGGAGUCGCUCAUUCAAAUUGAUGGAAAUACCAGUUCUCCGAGAGCACAUGGACGUGUCAGUAAGAAAAGGGUUCAGCCAACUGAUUCUUAUGGCAGUCAAGGAGAUAGCCUGAUUCUUGAUGUGGUCACUGAAAGUUCUGACGAUUUGCAAUUUGGCCAAACACUUAAGCGUACGGUGGUGCCAAAUUGGCCUGUUGAGAACAUAAAAGAUGUUAGGAGGGAAUCCAGCUAUAAUGUGGAAUUCAUUAGUGACAAUGAGAGAAAUCUGGCUUCUGCAUUCAAGGAUAUUUCAUUUAUACAAAGCAGUCUGACUCUGGAAGUGAUUGCUGGUCCUUCUACCGGGCUAAGCUGUUCUCGACAGUCAGCAAACAUUUCUAUGCUUCCACUGACCCUUGGAAGGGUUUCCCCAAGCGAUUUAUUACUGAAGGACUCUGAGGUUUCGGGGAAGCAUGCACGUAUAAAUUGGAACAUAAAUAAAUUAAAAUGGGAGCUGGUGGAUAUGGGUAGCUUGAAUGGAACAUACCUGAACUCUCAGGUAGUCCACCAUCCAGAUUUUAACUCUAGACAUUGGAGUGAACCUGUUGAGCUGGAAGAUGGGGAUAUUAUCACUCUUGGCACUUCUUCGAGAUUAUCUGUUCAAAUUUCUCGGCAUGUUGAAUGUGGUAUACCUGUUGGAGUUGGUAUAGCAUCUGAUCCAAUGGCCAGGCGCCAAGGGGGAAAGAGGCUUCCAAUGGAAGACAUGUGCAUCUGCCAGUGGCCGCUUCCCAAUGUUGAACAGUUUGGACUCUUUGGCAUUUUUGAUGGGCAUGGUGGAGUUGGAGCAGCCAAAUCUGCAAGCAAAAUGCUGCCUGAGAAUGUUGCUAAAAUUUUAUUCCAUCCUGAAAGGAGAGAAAGGGUUCUUUCCUGUUGUGAUGCUUCAGAUGUUCUUAGAGAUGCUUUUGCUCUAACAGAAGCUGCUAUGCAUCAUCAGUAUGAGGGUUGUACUGCAACAAUUCUUUUGAUUUGGCUUGAUCACAAGAAAGAAUUUUUUGCACAAUGUGCAAACGUCGGCGAUUCAGCUUGUAUCAUGAAUGUUGAUGGCAAGCAGAUUGCUAUGACAGAAGAUCACAGAGUAACUAGUCAGUCUGAAAGAACUCGCUUGAUUAAAGCAGGAAAACCAUUGAAAGAUGGUGAAGGACGCCUUUGUGGAUUAAACAUUAGUCGAAUGCUUGGAGACAAGUUCCUGAAGGAGCAAGACAUGCGCUUUAGCGCAGAGCCUUUUGUCAGCCAAGUUGUGCAGAUCACCAAAACAUGCAUGGCUUUUGGUUUGAUGGCAAGUGAUGGACUAUGGGAUGUUAUUAGCACAAAAAGGGCAGUGCAGCUUGUCCUUCAGAUGAAGGAGAGAUACAAUGCUAGCGAUGAGAAUUCAGCUAAUAGGAUAGCAAAUGAUGUAUUAAAUGAAGCGAGAACUUUGCGAACAAAGGAUAACACAUCUGUAAUUUUCUUGGACUUUGAUACCCUGAGAACAGAUUCUUGUAGAAUUGAUUUGUAAGUUUCAUUUUAGAGAUCCAUGCAGUUUGCUGCCUAUGUCCCAGUCAACUUUCUUCU
This is a messenger RNA of Elaeis guineensis (African oil palm), 1967 nucleotides long. Its product is annotated as protein phosphatase 2C 70. Gene Ontology annotation, biological process: protein dephosphorylation. Gene Ontology annotation, molecular function: cation binding; protein serine/threonine phosphatase activity; protein binding. Lineage: Eukaryota; Viridiplantae; Streptophyta; Magnoliopsida; Arecales; Arecaceae. The record is from RefSeq and is a predicted model, not a curated record.